CGGAGGGGCCGCGCCGCAGCCCGAGCCGCUCCGCUCCUCCGUCCCGGCAGCGUUCGUGCGGCUGCCGCACCAUGCCCUGCCCUGCCCUGCCCUGCCCUGCCCUGUCCCGCCCCCGGCCGGGGGUGGCAGCGCCCGGCCCGGCCGGCGGCACCCUGAGUGGCCGCGGCCCUGCCGCCCCCCGGACCGAGCCGGCCGUGCCGGGGCGCCGGAGCCUCUCCCCAGUCCCGGCGGUGCCGAGCUCCGCUCCCGGGAGCGGCGGCGGUCGCGGGCCCCGCUGCCUUGCCCUGCCCGCCCGGCCGCAGCCCGGCUUUGGGGAGGCUGCCUGGACUCCCGGGGCUGUAACCUUGGGCCGCCUACUUUAUUGCUAAAAAAGCAUUCCUUGUGUUGUGACUUAAACUUGAUUUGGAGGGCCGGUGGCGUAUUGAAGUCUUAGAUUUCGAAUACGUUUGCACGUGUUAGUGAUAUAUAAUUGUGGGUUUUAUUUUUGGGCAUACUUGAGAGUCAAGAUUUUGGUCAGGUGACUGCACCAGCUGUCCUAAUGUUUAGGCUUGAUAAGGCUUUUCAAAGCUGUGACCAGGUGCCAUCGGAUGUAAAAUCAGCACCAUCAUGCAAAGUCGACAAUUUAAAAACCUCCACACUCUAUGGAAUUGUGACCCUGAUUAGUUGUUUUAAGAAUUACAUCCUGAAUGAUAAUACUCCUGUUAUUCAUGGAGGUUUAUGAUGGAGUUAUGUACUGGAGAGGAUGUGAAGAGGAAUGGCUUCUUGUUGGUACAAAACAAGGGCAUCUUCUGCUUUACAGGAUCAAGAAAGAUGUAGGAGAGGUUAUGUCAUCAGAAAGUGUCUGUUGCAACAGGUUUGAAGUGACACUAGAGAAAUCCAACAAGAACUUCUCAAAGAAGAUUCAACAGAUCCAUGUUGUUUCUCAAUUUAAAAUUUUGGUCAGUCUAUUAGAAAAUAACAUUUACGUCCAUGACCUGUUGACAUUUCAACAAAUCACCACAAUUUCAAAGGCAAAAGGUGCAUCUCUCUUCACUUGUGAUCUCCAGCAAUCAGAUACAGGGGAGGAGGUGCUGAGGAUGUGUGUGGCAGUGCGUAAGAAGCUCCAGCUUUAUUUCUGGAAGGACAGGGAGUUCCAUGAGCUCCAGGGGGACUUCAGUGUACCUGAUGUACCCAAGUCUAUGGCAUGGUGUGAAAACUCCAUCUGUGUAGGCUUCAAGAGGGACUAUUACCUGAUACGGGUGGAUGGAAAAGGAUCCAUCAAAGAACUGUUUCCCACAGGGAAGCAGCUGGAACCAUUGGUAGCUCCUGUAGCAGAUGGAAAAGUUGCAGUUGGCCAAGAUGAUCUAACAGUUGUGCUUAAUGAAGAAGGGGUCUGUACUCAGAAAUGUGCCUUGAAUUGGACAGAUAUUCCUAUAGCCAUGGAACACCAGCCUCCCUACAUCAUUGCUGUCCUGCCAAGGUACGUGGAGAUCCGCACCUUUGAGCCCCGGCUGCUGGUGCAGAGCAUCGAGCUGCAGAGGCCGCGCUUCAUCACCUCUGGAGGCACAAACAUUAUAUAUGUGGCAAGUAAUCACUUUGUUUGGAGGCUCAUUCCAGUGUCCAUAGCCACACAGAUCCAGCAGCUUCUGCAGGAUAAGCAGUUUGAGUUGGCUUUGCAGUUGGCAGAAAUGAAAGAUGAUUCAGAUAGUGAGAAGCGACAACAAAUCCACCACAUCAAGAACCUCUUUGCCUUCAACCUGUUCUGCCAGAAGCGCUUUGAUGAAUCCAUGCAAGUUUUUGCAAAGCUUGGUACAGAUCCCACUCAUGUGAUGGGUCUGUAUCCUGACCUCCUGCCCACAGAUUACAGGAAACAGCUACAGUAUCCCAACCCCCUGCCAGGGCUCUCUGGGGCAGAGCUGGAGAAGGCACAUUUAGCUCUGAUAGACUACCUAACUCAAAAAAGGAGUCAGCUAGUGAAGAAGCUAAAUGAUUCUGAUCAUCAGUCCAGUACCUCACCCCUCAUGGAAGGAACACCCACGAUCAAAUCCAAAAAGAAGCUGCUACAAAUCAUUGAUACCACCCUCUUAAAGUGUUACUUGCAUACAAAUGUAGCACUGGUGGCACCACUGCUACGUCUGGAGAACAAUCACUGCCAUAUUGAGGAGAGUGAGCAUGUACUAAAGAAGGCACACAAGUAUAGUGAGCUGAUAAUACUGUAUGAGAAAAAAGGUCUGCAUGAGAAAGCAUUACAGGUACUGGUGGAUCAGUCAAAGAAAGCCAACUCCCCUUUGAAGGGUCAUGAGAGGACAGUGCAAUAUUUGCAGCAUUUGGGCACAGAGAACUUGCACUUGGUAUUUUCCUACUCUGUCUGGGUGCUAAGAGAUUUUCCUGAAGAUGGACUGAAGAUAUUUACAGAAGACCUCCCUGAAGUGGAAGCUUUGCCACGAGACAAAGUGCUCAGUUUCUUGAUAGAAAAUUUUAAAAGCUUGACUAUUCCUUACCUGGAGCACAUCAUUCAUGUCUGGGAAGAAACUGGUGCGGACUUCCACAACUGUCUCAUCCAGCUGUACUGUGAGAAAGUGCAGGGCUUAAUGAAAGAAUAUCUCAGUUCUUUCCCUGCAGAUAGAGCUCCAGUGCCUGCUGGGGAGGAAGGAGGAGACUUGGGGGAUUACCGGAAGAAGCUGCUGCUUUUUCUGGAGAAGUCCAGCUGCUAUGAACCUAGUCGACUUAUCAGUGACUUCCCCUUUGAUGGUCUCCUAGAAGAACGUGCUCUGCUCUUGGGUCGAAUGGGGAAGCAUGAGCAAGCUCUGUUUAUUUAUGUUCAUAUUUUGAAGGACACCAACAUGGCUGAAAACUACUGCCAUAAACAUUAUGACAGAAACAAAGAUGGCAACAAAGAUGUGUAUCUGUCCCUGCUGCGCAUGUAUCUCUCCCCACCCAGUGUUCAUUGCCUGGGACCCAUCAAGAUGGAGGUGCUGGAGCCUCAAGCCAAUCUGCAGGCUGCUCUGCAGGUUUUGGAACUGCACCACAGCAAACUGGAUACCACUAAGGCAAUAAACCUACUCCCAGCAAAUACACAGAUCAGUGAGAUUCGCAUCUUCUUAGAGAAAGUACUUGAAGAAAAUGCUCAGAAGAAAAGAUUUAAUCAAGUGCUCAAGAACCUUCUCCAUGCAGAGUUUCUGAGGGUCCAGGAGGAGCGGAUCUUGCAUCAGCAAGUAAAGUGCAUAAUUACAGAGGAGAAGGUGUGCACUGUUUGUAAAAAGAAGAUAGGUAACAGCGCAUUUGCUCGAUACCCUAACGCAAUAGUUGUGCAUUAUUUCUGCUCCAAAGAAGUCAACACACUGGACACCUGACCUUGUCAUGGUCAAUAAUCCCAACAUUUAUACAAAAUUCAGUACUGAUGACUAAAGAAGUUGAUGUGUCUGAGCGUUUUGAGGCUUGUUGCUAGGUUCUCUUACACUGGGUAGAAAUCAUUUGUAUCUGUGGACUGACUGUACCUACCCAGCAAUGUUGAUUUACUAGAAAAUUACUUUACCCAUGUUGUUACAGUGCUGGCAACUACACUGAACCUCUCAGUCCUCGAUGAAGAAUAGAAACUGAUUUUUGUAGUGACUUUUGUAACACACUCCAGCCUUGCAAAUGAACUGUUAGACAACUGUUGGACGUUCACCACAAAUCAAGUCUUACAAUAAAAUGUACUUUCUUAGGGUGGCAAUGUUGUGAUUUGGCCUUGUAUGUAAGUAUUUAUUCAAAAAAAGAAAAUUCCCUGAAAGUCUUUGCAGCCAUAUCAGCAUUGCAUGGAGAUCACCAGAUGUUUGUCAUAGAGGAGGCUUCUGUGUCUGUUUCCAGACUUAGGAAGUGCAACUUUUAUCUCAGCAACAGAAAUGAUUUAAGUGCUGGCCAAAGGACUCUCUGUUGAUAUUCGGUGGUUUUGCCUGACCUUCUGGUAAGUUGUUUCACAGGAGGUAAUCAGAGAAAUGCUAGGUACCACUAAGAAGCUUUUUUUCCUUUUUGUUUUAGUUUGAGAACUAUAAAUUGAAUUAACUUGUGUGUUGUUUGCACUGACUGUGUUCACUCUUAAUGUGAGUGGAAGCUCAGAGACUGUUGGAAGAAGUUCACGUCUGCACUCAAAGGAAAAAGCAAAGAACAUCCUGUAAAGCAAUUUCUGGAAGGAGUGAACUCUAGUUACUGCUUGAGCUUCUGGACUAUGCUUGAGACUUAUGUAUAUAAAUUCUUUAGUCUCUGGUUCACUUUCCAACACUGAAGUAAAAUCCAGACUGUUUCAACAUCUGUGUAUUUGAAAUGCUCUAGAACUGCAUUCUGUUCAGGCCGGUACUGUUCUUAAAAUUAUCUUGGGCCAGAAGUCUUAACACAAGAACUAAAUUGUACCAUACUCACUCUAGACUGUAAUAUUUUUGUCUAACUUAUUUUUUCAGAAACUUUAAUCAGUUGCAGAUUGGUAUGAGGGACAAAAUGUUUGUUGCAGAAAGAAUCUGUGGAGUGGUAAUGAAAAGGCAGCAGUAGCAAAUAACCCAGUGGAGGGACUGUUUGACUCCCAACAUCCUGGUCUAGCAAUACUUAUAAAUAAAUCAUUAUUAAGUGGUAUGGAGCAUGACAUGUAACUACCAGAUAUCACAUCUUAAAGAACAAGCUGAUGAAGAAAUCUGGUCUGCCUAAAGUGUAGUUGAACCUCAGUUAACAUCAUAGGUUUACUUAAAUCGUGUGAGGUAUUUUUUUAGGAACAGAUCUGCUGUUGGCUGAAAAGAGUCCUAAUUCACUUUCAUUUGCCAGUGUUAAGAGUUUCCCUUGAUAACUGUUUUUUCCUUGUUCAUAUGUGUUUGUAUUUAUUGUUUAUACAUUCUUCUGGAUUUCUUGGUCCAGUGUUUUGCUUGGAUGUCUUGGGCAGUAUUGCUACUGAAUACUUUCUGCAGAGGCUGGAUAGAGGGAAUCUGUGGUGUUAAUGUUUUUAAACUUGUAUUUCUUCUGUUUGAAGAAGAGAGCCUAAAAAUACUUACACUAGAUUUGCACAUGCUGUAUAGAUCUUUAUAUACUAGUUCAGGUACGGAGGGAAGAUGGUUUGGGAGAGUUGUGUUUACAGGUCAUAGAGAAUGAAGAAAGGGCAUUUAAAAAGACCUUGCAUUCUUUGUAUACAGAUAUAACAAUGCUACUCUGAUUUUUACUUAUCUUAUGUUUAGUACUGGUAGUAUGAUUUUUAUUUGCCUUCAUUAUCUGUUACCAGGAUCUUCAUUGUACUCUUACUUAGAAGACUAAAGUUGUGCCUCUGUUCAUCUCCACUGCAUACCUUUUACAGAGAUGUGGUUUGUGCUGUACUUUUUUUUUUUUGUUGGUUCAUACAAUGUGCUUUGGGUUUCCUAACCAUACAGCAGGUUUAUCUAAAGCAAUAGGUUGUAAUAAAUAUCGUGAACCAGUGUGUGUUUCAGUCAUUGUGCACUUAAACUUCUCUGGGCUGAUGUAGAUUUUAUUUUUAUUUGUAUAUUAGACCUCACUUUCUCCUGGAAGUCAGACCCAGUGCAGUAUCUCAGUAUUCCCCUUGCUUUAGUACGUGUAAAUCAAGUGUGGCAAUUCUCAAUGCAGGUUUUUAAAUCUACAAGUUUAUACAUGCUUGUGAAUGUUCUCAAAAUCCUACUAAAACCCCUUUUGAAUUCUCUCUUUGAAUAAUGUUUUUGCAAGUCUUACACCAUUAUACCAUUAAAUAUGUACUUACUAGAGAA
This is a messenger RNA of Agelaius phoeniceus (red-winged blackbird), 5711 nucleotides long. It is a transcript of the gene VPS39, whose product is annotated as VPS39 subunit of HOPS complex. The record is from RefSeq and is a predicted model, not a curated record. Lineage: Eukaryota; Metazoa; Chordata; Aves; Passeriformes; Icteridae. Gene Ontology annotation, biological process: endosomal vesicle fusion; autophagy; intracellular protein transport. Gene Ontology annotation, cellular component: cytoplasm; membrane. Gene Ontology annotation, molecular function: protein binding.